AACCUGGACCAAGCAAUGAGGUUACACUCUCUACCGAGCAAUGGACUUGGGAAUGUUGCUGACAGUAACUCCUUGUCAAGUGUGCAGCUAAUCUCUGUGACCCCUUCUGACACCUCACCAUCUGCACAGAUGGAUAUGUUUUUCUCUGGGGGUUCACCAGACUGCGACUGGUCCAAUGAGGAUCCCCUUCAGCAAGAGAGGCGGCACAGUUCCUGUACUGGGCAUCUACAGGGAGCAGAAGUACACCUACGACAAUCCUCACAACUGAAUGUUGGCACGGGGGUACUGGACUCCUUCCGUCGACACAGCUGGGAGCCUGGAAAAGAAGCACAAUUCAACUCAGCAUUUGACCAGCGCAGUGUGAGUUUAGAAAGGCUUGGUCCUGAAGAGAUGAAGAUGAUAAAGGCAGGUCGUGACCCUCGCAGGACACCAAUAAUCGACAGCAGUGAGAUGUUAGAGUCACUGCUGUCACUGUCUGAAGAGGAAGUGGGAUCAGAGAGUGCAGACUUUCUGGUUAUGGAGGAUCGUGUGAGGCAUCCACCAUCCUACAGCAGCUUGCCUGCAGCAGUCCAUGUCUCUCUGACCAAGUCAGUCUCCAUGUCAGGAAUUGAGCAGACGUACUUGGAUGCGGAAGACGAAUUCCUAUAUUCAGAAGAAGGUGGCUCUUCUUUGAGUAUCAAUGCAGAGAGUGCUGGCAGUCAACUGGAUCUCACAUUGGAAGAUCAGAAAGGAACUUUAAAGCCAGGUGGCUCUCUUGAACGAACCCUGAGUUUUCUCAAGAAGAUGGCUGGCAAAACAAAGAAUAAAGAAAAGGAACGUGUGAAGGAGAAGGAAAAGGAGUCAAGAGAGAGGGAGGCUCGCUACACCAAUGGACACCUGUUUAAUUGUAUCACCGUGUCGGGGACCACCCUGUGCUAUGCCUGCAACAAGAGCAUCACAGCCAAGGAGGCGCUGAGUUGCCCAAAUUGCAGUGUUACAAUUCAUAACCGUUGCAGAGAUGCCCUUCCUAAUUGCACCAAGGUAAAACAGAAGCAACAGAAACUGGCUCUGGUGAGGAACAGCCCUGCUCUGCAAACGGUGGCUCUCCGAAAUAAAUCUCCAAUGAUCCGUGAGCGUCCAAACUCCGCAAUUUACCCCUCGGAUAGUCUCCGGCAGUCCUUCUUGGGGUCACGCAGGGGUCGUUCAGGAUUGUCACUAUCCAAAAGUGUUUCCACCAAUAAUAUAGCAGGGAAUCUCAAUGAAGAUUCACCAUUGGGACUGCGUCGUAUUCUUUCUCAAUCUACGGAUUCUCUCAACUUUCGAAACCGUGCACUUUCUGUGGAAUCACUUAAUGAUGAAGGAGAGCUUUUUUAUACCCAGGUUAUUAGUGAUUUAGAAGCUGAAGGAAAAGAUUUUGAAGCAGAUUCCUGGAGUCUGGUGGUGGAUACCAACUUUCUGCAGCAGCAACGUAAAGAUGUGAUGAAGAGGCAGGAUGUUAUUUAUGAACUGAUUCAGACUGAACUACAUCAUGUACGCACCCUGAAGAUCAUGUCUGGGAUUUUCCGGAGGGGCAUGAUAGAAGACCUGCAUUUAGAUUCCUCUAUUGUACAUGGCAUCUUCCCUUGUUUGGAUGAACUUGAAGAUAUACACACUAACUUCCUGUCACAACUGCUCCACCGCCGGAAGGAAUCCCUGGCUUCAGGAAGUGAUCACAACUUUGUAAUCAUGCAGUUGGGCGACAUACUUAUCCAACAGUUCUCUGGUGAGAAUGCUGACCAGAUGAGGAAGGCUUAUGUGGAGUUCUGCAGUCGUCACCUCAAGUCACUGAAACUAUACAAAGAACUGCUCACAAAGGACAAGAAGUUCCAGCAGUUUGUACGGAGAGUAAGUCGAGGUGCUUUGCUUCGUCGGCAUGGAAUUCAAGAGUGCAUUCUUCUUGUGACUCAGCGAAUCACCAAGUACCCUGUCCUCAUUGACCGCAUUCUUCAAAACACGAAAGGUAAUGAAGAGGAUGGCCUUAAUCUCCAACAAGCACUGGUUUUGAUCCGGGAGCUGCUAAGCUCCAUUGACCAAGAAGUACAUGACCUCGAGAAAACCCAGCGUCUACAAGAAAUCCACUCUCGGCUUGACCAAUGGGCAGAAACGAACGUACAAGGCAACCAGACUGAGAUUACUGCAAACAAUAACAGAUCUUUCCGUAGUGGUGAGCUACUGCGACGGAAACUGUUGCACGAGGGGCCUCUCCUGUUAAAGACUGGCUCCAGAUUUAAGGAUGUUCAUGUUCUUUUAAUGACUGAUAUCUUAGUGUUUCUCCAAGAGAAGGACCUGAAGUAUAACUUUGCAAGUCUGGACAAACCUCCAGUGAUCUCACUCAUGAACCUUAUAUUAAGGGAUAUAGCCAAUCAAGAAAAAGGAUUGUUUCUGAUCAGCAACUCCAGUCCUCCAGUAAUGUAUGAAAUUUACACAAACUCUCGAGAUGAUCGCAGCACUUGGAUGAAAAACAUACACCAAGCUGUUACAAAUUGUCCACGUAGAGAGGAGUUCCCACUCAUUGAGACCGAGGAUGAGGCUCAUCUGCGAAAUUUACGUGAUGCAAUCCACCAAAAAAAUAAAGAUAUAAUGGAGCUGUUAGAAGAGAGGGUGAACUUAUUUUCUGAAGUGGCUAUGAUCCAAGCUAAAAAUGGUGUGAAUGUUUCACUCAACUCACGAAAUCUUUUUCGAGCUGAGACUCCAGAGGCGGUGAAGGGUGAAAAGAUCCUAAUGGACGCUAUUAAUGAAGUGGAUAGGCUUUGUGAUUUCCUAGUCGGACCCGGAGUGGAUGCAUCUGCCAGCAUUCUAAACGAGGACCAGAAUCGGAGAGAGGCUCCAGAAGGAGAGGCCAGUCCUUCCUCCAAUGGAGAAGAAAUGGAAGUUAAUGGAACUCAUGAAUUGUGCAAGACACUUUCAUCUACUGGACAGAAGGAUCGGAAUGGUAAUGUGCGAGCCAGAACAUCCAGUGAGGAGGUCCUGCGGAGCCUUUUGAACCUGGAUCGACAGCUGCAUGCCUUGCAGGGUGCUGUUCUGCAACAAGACUCGGUAGUGGAAUUGUGCCAAAGAGAACUGCCAACCGUGGGCCUUAAUGUUGGGAGCGAGAGGGGACGAGACAAGCUGACUCGCUCCCUUUCUGGUGGUCUGGAAUCUGGAAUGGGAUCAGAGCUGGUACUUCUGCAACGACAACACGCGCUUCUUCAAGAUGAACUGACCAGAACUAGAGGCAGUGAAGCUCGCCUUCGGGAAAGUGAGAAGGCCCGGGCAGAACUCGAGAAACAGCUGCGGGAGACUCGGGAGCAGUGUACCAGCCUACAAGCCCAGCUGGACAGGAUCCGUCUGCAACAAGGCAGCACCAAAAAGACAGGCCUUGUCCGCAAGUUCAGUCUGCCAACUGCAGUGGAUCUGGCUAGCACAACAAGACAGGACAUUGGACUACGCAGAGGAAGUGAAGAUGACCCCAGCACUGCAGGUACAAUGCCUGCUGGUGACGGCUCUGAAGAAACUGACCAUUCAGAGAUGCUACCUGGAGAAAGUGACCCAGAAUUGAAUUCUGAAGAAGAAGAUGCAGAUGAAUUGUCGGCCCGUUCAUCCAGCCCAAGAGAGUUCCAAAGGAUGCAGGACAUUCCAGAGGAAAGUGAGGCCGGAACAGAGCAGCGAGAUCCAGAGCCAAAAAAUGAGGAUCAGAGCUAACAGGCAGGAGAACGCAGAACCAAAGCACCUCCAAACUACUAAUGCAAUUAUCCUCCUAAAUGUGGAGGGGACACAACAUGCCCUCUUGGUGGGGAGGGGGUUUAAACAAAAAACAUCUGGAUGCCUUUAAGGUUUCACAUAACCCAAGUGUUCAAGCUAAAGUAAUCCCCACUGGUUAUUUAACUGAGUUAAAACUACAUUUUGUUUUAAGUUUUUUAUAUAUAUAUAUAUAUAUAGAACUGUGUAUGUAUGUAUGUAUGUAUAUGUAUACAAUACCUGUCAUGAAUUGCAACUUAAAACAACCAUAAAAAAAGAGAAAAACAA
Polypterus senegalus (gray bichir) is the source of this 4023-nucleotide messenger RNA. RefSeq names its product Rho guanine nucleotide exchange factor (GEF) 1a (gene arhgef2a). The record is from RefSeq and is a predicted model, not a curated record. Gene Ontology annotation, molecular function: microtubule binding; guanyl-nucleotide exchange factor activity. Gene Ontology annotation, cellular component: cytoskeleton; ruffle membrane. The coding region runs from base 16 to 3699 and encodes 1227 amino acids. Gene Ontology annotation, biological process: positive regulation of neuron differentiation; chorismate metabolic process; cell morphogenesis. NCBI's taxonomy places the organism in Eukaryota, Metazoa, Chordata, Cladistia, Polypteriformes, Polypteridae. The transcript is spliced from 27 exons.